This is a messenger RNA of Acomys russatus (golden spiny mouse), 1134 nucleotides long. It is a transcript of the gene Mtg1, whose product is annotated as mitochondrial ribosome associated GTPase 1. Gene Ontology annotation, molecular function: GTPase activity; GTP binding. Gene Ontology annotation, cellular component: mitochondrion. The coding region runs from base 74 to 1054 and encodes 326 amino acids. Lineage: Eukaryota; Metazoa; Chordata; Mammalia; Rodentia; Muridae. The record is from RefSeq and is a predicted model, not a curated record. The transcript is spliced from 11 exons.
CCGGAACCCUGUGAACAGAUCCAGGUGUCCUCGCGGAAGCAGUCCGUCAGCGCGCGCUACCGACAGCGGCACCAUGAGGCUAUGGCCGCAGGCAUGGGGUGCCGUAGGGGCCGCUUGGCGCGAGUGUUUCCCUCUGCAAGGUCACGACGUAGCACGCUGGUUCCCCGGCCACAUGGCCAAGGGUCUAAAGAAGAUGCAGAGCAGUCUGAAGCUGGUGGAUUGUGUCAUCGAGGUUCAUGACGCCCGGAUCCCACUUUCAGGUCGAAACCCUCUGUUCCAAGAGCUACUUGGUCUGAAGCCUCACUUGCUUGUCCUUAACAAGAUGGACUUGGCAGAUCUCACAGAGCAGCAGAAAAUUGUCCGGCACUUAGAAGAAAAAGGCCUGAAGCAUGUCAUUUUUACCAACUGUGUAAAGGAUGAAAACAUCAAGCAGAUCGUCCCAAAAGUCUCGGAACUGAUCAGCUGCAGCUACCGCUAUCACCGAGCUGAGAACCUGGAGUACUGCAUCAUGGUGGUCGGUGUCCCCAAUGUAGGCAAAUCCUCUCUCAUCAACUCCCUGAGGCGGCAGCACCUCAGGACAGGAAAAGCUGCCAGAGUGGGUGGUGAGCCGGGAAUCACCAGAGCUGUGACAUCCAAAAUCCAGGUAUGUGAGCGUCCACUGAUGUUCUUGCUGGAUACUCCUGGAGUCCUGGCUCCUCGGAUUGAAAGCGUGGAGACAGGCCUGAAGCUGGCCCUGUGUGGGACUGUGUUGGACCACCUUGUUGGGGAAGAGACCAUGGCUGAUUACCUCCUUUACACCCUCAACAGGCAUGGGCUAUUUGGGUAUGUGCAGCACUAUGGCCUGGCCAGUGCCUGUGACCACAUAGAGUCGGUGUUGAAGAGCAUGGCUGUGAAGUUGGGGAAGACACGGAAAGUGAAGGUGCUCACAGGUACAGGUAAUGUCAAUGUUAUCCAGCCUGAUUACGCCAUGGCGGCCCGUGACUUCCUCCGGAAAUUUCGCAGUGGGCUAUUGGGCCAAGUGAUGCUGGACUGUGACAUUCUGCCUGCUUGCUGAUGACACUGAUCCCUGAACUGGCUGACUGGAGUAUGGUCUCCUGCGUACUCCAUGGAACCGCAGCUGGAGUGCUUAAUGCU